Messenger RNA from Pocillopora meandrina, 492 nucleotides. Lineage: Eukaryota; Metazoa; Cnidaria; Anthozoa; Scleractinia; Pocilloporidae. The record is from the annotation of a GenBank genome assembly.
CUAUUAGAAGGAAAGUUUGAUAUUUUAGUACUUUCUGAAACGAAGCUGGAUUCCAGUUUUCCAGAUAGUCAAUUUAUGGUCACCGGAUAUCGAAUGUGUAGGGCUGACAGAAAUAUACAUGGCGGUGGUUUAUUGGUCUGUAUCCGCGCAGACCUCUGCUUUAAAGUCAUUAAAGACCUUCCCAAUCUUCGAUUAUGUGAGCGUGAACGGUACAAGACUGAAUCGAUUGUGCUGAAGGUGAGGAUAGCUAAGAAGUGGGAAACCAUUGUCGGUAUCUAUAGACCUCCAACAUCUGCGUCUGUCCCACAAUCGCUAUGGAAAUUUGAACUAUCCUCCAUACUUGAGGCGAUCACAAUACUUCCUGGUAACUGCUUUUUUGUAGGCGACUUUAACUCGGAUAUGUUACUACCAGACAAGCCGCCAAGGGAUGGUAGAGUUAUGGCAAACCUUCUUGAUAUUUACGACUUGAAGAAUUUAAUACAUGAAGCCACC